Camelina sativa (false flax) is the source of this 746-nucleotide messenger RNA. RefSeq names its product auxin-responsive protein SAUR29. The record is from RefSeq and is a predicted model, not a curated record. Lineage: Eukaryota; Viridiplantae; Streptophyta; Magnoliopsida; Brassicales; Brassicaceae. Gene Ontology annotation, biological process: response to auxin.
UUGAGAGAAGAGGACAAAAACAUACCAGAGAGAUUUCUUAUGGAAACAUACUUUUAGGAACAAGAGCACAUGCCAAUAUCUAAUAGCGUCUGAGAAAACAUAACCAUAUGAUACUCUAUUCUUGCAUGUCCCACGAAACAAUUCAUAGAUCAGUCUAUAUAUACCGACCUCUAACAACAUCUUCUUCAUAUCAUCAACAACAAGAAGCAUUAAUCCAAGUACUUGAGACUAAACAAAAUCAAUUUUUGGAAGUUUCAGAAAACAAAAAUGGCUUUGGUAAGAGGUUUGAUGGCUGCAAAGAAGAUUCUUGGGGGAUCAGUAGGAGGAACGAGGAAAGAAACUGCAGCACCAAAAGGGUUUCUUGCAAUGUACGUAGGUGAGAGCCAGAAGAAGAAGCAGAGACACAUUGUGCCAGUCUCAUACUUGAACCAGCCUUUGUUUCAGGAUCUUCUCAUAAAGGCUGAAGAAGAGUUCGGAUUCAAUCAUCCGAUGGGUGGUUUGACGAUCCCUUGCCCUGAAGAUACCUUCCUCACUGUAACUUCUCGGAUCCAAGGAUGAUCAUCGUAUGAGAAAUUUUUUUAACAUUCUUUUACUGUUAGAUUAGAUGACAAUAUUUUUUCAUCUUUCUUUAAAUUGAAAGAUUUGAUCUAGAUGAUAGGUAAUAUUCCAAUGUGUACAUACAUGCCAAAUUUUUGUGUAAUAAUAUCGAUGGAAUCAAACAAUAAGAUCCAGAAAGAUUUCUCAGA